Molecule: messenger RNA, 1011 nt
Organism: Humulus lupulus (European hop)
Lineage: Eukaryota; Viridiplantae; Streptophyta; Magnoliopsida; Rosales; Cannabaceae
Product: UDP-glycosyltransferase 87A1-like
Exons: 2
Coding region: 1-1011 (336 amino acids)
Molecular function (GO): UDP-glycosyltransferase activity
Source: RefSeq, a predicted model, not a curated record
AUGGACCUGGAACACAAUGGAACAGUGGAGUAUUACGACAAGAAAAAUUCAAAGCGCAGGAACUACUGUUUUAAGGAUUAUACAGAACGAGGCAACGAAAUUAUAGACUAUAUCCCAGGAAUUCCUGCAACUCGCCUAGCAGAUUUAUCAGACCGACUUGUUCAUAGUAAAAGUGAAAAAAUGGAGGAAUUAAUAAUAGAGGCUGUUUCUAAGGUGUCCAAAGCACAAUAUCUCUUAUCCACUUCAGUGUAUGAACUUGAAUCACAAGUUUUUAACGUCUUGAAGCCAAAAUUCCCCUUCCCCAUCUACCUUAUCGGACCAAUUAGUAUUAAUCCUGAGUUUCAUCUUCAAAAUACUUCUAAUGACAAUACUAUCAUUAGUGGUACUGUCCCAGAGUAUAUACAGUGGUUAGAUUCUCAACCUGAAGCAUCUGUCUUGUACCUCUCGUUUGAGAGUUUUCUUUCAGUUUCAAAUACCCAAUUGGAUGAAAUUGUGGCUGGCAUACGAACUGGUGGCGUAAGACACAUGUGGGUGGCACGUGACAAUGUGUCAAAGAUCAAAGAUGGUUGUGGCGAUGUGGGGUUUUUGGUGCCUUGGUGUGACCAAUUGAGGGUGUUGGGUCAUCCUUCUAUUGGUGGGUUUUGGACUCACUGUGGGUGGAAUUCUACUCUGGAAGCUAUUUUUGCUGGGGUUCCAUUGUUGACUUUUCCUAUAACUGCAGACCAACUUUCUAAUAGCAUGCAAAUUGUUGAGGAUUGGAAGAUUGGAUGUAAGGUUAAUAAUAAUAAGAAGAAGAUAAUAUGUGCAGCGACAGAUCAGAUAAGUGUAGUAAAAAGAGAUGAGAUUUCAGAACUUGUGGGGAGAUUCAUGGAUCCAGAAAGCAAUGACACGAAACUGAUGAGAAAAAGAGUCAAAGAACUUCAGAAGCCAUGUCGACUAGCAAUCGCUAAAGGAGGUUCAUCGUACAACAAUCUUGUUGCUUUUAUCAAGGACAUUUCACCAAGCAAUUAA